This is a messenger RNA of Phytophthora nicotianae INRA-310, 2023 nucleotides long. RefSeq lists its product as hypothetical. Gene Ontology annotation, cellular component: membrane. Lineage: Eukaryota; Oomycota; Peronosporomycetes; Peronosporales; Peronosporaceae. The transcript has a single exon. Bases 75 to 1679 code for a protein of 534 amino acids. Gene Ontology annotation, molecular function: acetyl-CoA transmembrane transporter activity. The record is from RefSeq and is a predicted model, not a curated record.
UACGUACGGAACUCUCCACAGAACACGUCACUUACCAAGUUGACGUCUGGAACACCGGUAUUGACUCAAGCGACAUGGCAUCUCUGCGGCAGCGAAAAACUGCGGUGGACUCGCCCUCCACCACAGGAAGUGCAUCGUCUUCUGCAUCAGAAGAGCCUUCUGCGGCGUCUGUAGAGUCCGUAGAGCCCAAGAACGACGAGGACGAAGCUAGCGACUGGCCCUCCAUCCUACUACUGCUGUUGUUGUACACGCUGCAGGGCAUUCCCAUGGGUCUGUCGAGCAGUAUUCCAUUCAUUCUUCAAGAGAAGGUUGGGUACGGCGACCAGGCCACCUUCAGUCUCGUGUCGUGGCCCUUUAGCCUCAAACUAUUGUGGGCUCCAUUCGUGGACUCCCUCUAUAGCGAGCGCUUCGGUCGUCGCAAGUCGUGGCUUAUCCCCGUGCAGUUUACCUGUGCGGCACUUAUGGUGAUGGGCAGCUGGUUCAUGAGUGACUUACUGGGCGAAGGCGAGGGCCAGAAGCCACACGUCGUCUACCUCACAAUCUUCUUCCUCGUGCUCUACUUCAUGAUGGCCACGCAAGACAUCGCGGUCGAUGGGUGGGCUAUUACGAUGCUCUCGGAGAAGAAUGUUGGUCACGCAUCCACGUGCAACACGGUCGGUCAAACAGUUGGCUACUUUGUAGCGUACGUGGGCUUCCUGGCACUCAACGACCCGGCCACUUGCAACAGCUAUCUACGUAGCGAACCAGAGGACGAAGGACUAGUAUCACUGCCUGGGUUUAUGAGUUUCUGGGGAUGGGUCAUGUUCUUCACCACUCUAGGCGUGUGGCUCUUCAAGCACGAGAAGCCGGAGGAUGAAAACAGCGAACGACUGAGCAUUGCCCAGACCUACUCGCAGAUGUACUCGGUGCUACGUCUGCCCAGUGUAAUCUCGCUGUCCAUUAUGCUCUUGACGAGUAAAAUCGGUUUCUCUGCUGCGGAGAGCGUGGCGUCGCUUAAACUUGUGGAGUAUGGUAUGAAGAAGGAGAAGUUAGCCCUGCUAACUCCGAUCCUGAUCCCAUUGGGUAUCGUUAUUCCAGUAAUGAUCGGUCGAUGGAUCAAGCCUUCACAACCGCUUAACCUCUUCUUAUGGGGCUACCCGGUUCGACUUGCUGUGGGACUUCUGUAUGCUGGGCUCGUGUACAUCACUCCCAUGGCCAUGGCACAGGACGAAAGUUCCCACUUUGUUUUCUAUGGUGUAAUCCUGGUAAUCGGUGCGCUACACGAGGUCGCUGCCAACAUGAUGUACGUCCCUCAGAUGGCUUUCUACGCUCGUAUCAGCGAUCCGUCCAUCGGUGGCACGUACAUGACUUUCCUCAACACGGUCACAAAUUUGGGCUCCAAGUGGCCCAACUCUCUCAGUCUGGCGGUUGUGGACCAUCUCACCACUCGCGAAUGUCUCGGCGGCUACUUCCAGGACGAGAUACUGGACAUUGGCUCCGUCACGUGCUCAGACGCCGAAGCGCGCCAAGCCUGUACUGACGCUGGUGGCGAGUGCCUCAUCAUACGUGAUGGUUUCUAUGUGGAGACUGUAAUCUGCUUGGUGAUUGGUGUACUCUGGCUGCUCUUCUUCUACCGUCGCAUCCAGUUCCUACAAAAUCUCAAGAUCGACAAGUGGCGUGUAAAUGCCACAGCCGAUUAAACAUUUUUGCGUAAGUACAAAAAGCAAUAGAUUCUCCUUGUUCGGGAAUGUCAUAUUAGUGGAUAGUUUAGGAGUGAUGGUCACACAAAGUAUGGAGCUACGUCAUUGUGGCUGAAAGACGACGCUGCACGUACUCAAAUUGCGACGACUGCACAAGGGAGGACCGAAACACUUCGCGUGGUGCAAAGUCUAGUCGGGGUUUCUUCUUCUUGUCGCAGUCGCGGUAUGCAGAUUCAAGGUUCAACUCGAACAUCUUGAUCACUUUGGCCAUGUCUUCGUCGUCAUCGUCUUCGAAUUGCGAUUCCUUGAACACAGCACUGGGAUUUUGUCGUGCUAAUCGGACU